Messenger RNA from Candidula unifasciata, 580 nucleotides. The record is from the annotation of a GenBank genome assembly. NCBI's taxonomy places the organism in Eukaryota, Metazoa, Mollusca, Gastropoda, Stylommatophora, Geomitridae.
GCACGAGAACGUCAGCGGCUUCUAUCGGGUGUCCGUCUACUUUAUCGUCAAAGUUCUCUUCGACAUAAUCCCCCUACGGACGAUACCAGUUGUCAUCAUGUCCUGCAUCGUCUACUUCUCCACAGGUCUCAAUCCAGGAGCCCAACACUUCUUGCUGUUCAUGCUGACCUUGCUGUGUACGACCUUGGCCGGAGCCGCCCUGUGUUUCCUGGCAAGUGCCAUGGUUCGAGAGUUCGCCAUGGCGCAGAUCAUCCUGGCCCUAGUCUGUAUUUUAAUGAUGCUGUUCGGUGGCUUCCUCAUCAGCUUCGACUCCAUCGGUCCUUGGCUCCACUGGGCCCAACAUUUCAGCUUCUUCAAGUACGCCCUUUCGGCGCUCUACAUCAACGAGUUCAAGGACAGGCAGUUCUGCGACAGUAACAGAACAUACUGCGUCACGGGAGAUCAUUUUUUGCAGGACCAACAAAUCCAUUUCCGGGAAGAUUGGGACUUCUGGCAGAAUCACGUGGCUCUCCUCGUCUACGCUUGUGGACUGUUGACCUUGGCCUAUAUCCAGCUACGAUACAUGAAGAAAACUCCAUAG